This is a messenger RNA of Harpegnathos saltator (Jerdon's jumping ant), 8583 nucleotides long. RefSeq names its product SIX homeobox 1 protein sine oculis (gene so). Lineage: Eukaryota; Metazoa; Arthropoda; Insecta; Hymenoptera; Formicidae. Gene Ontology annotation, biological process: regulation of transcription by RNA polymerase II. Gene Ontology annotation, molecular function: DNA-binding transcription factor activity, RNA polymerase II-specific; RNA polymerase II cis-regulatory region sequence-specific DNA binding. Gene Ontology annotation, cellular component: transcription regulator complex; nucleus. The transcript is spliced from 5 exons. The coding region runs from base 2593 to 4140 and encodes 515 amino acids. The record is from RefSeq and is a predicted model, not a curated record.
GCGCGCGUAGGAGAGUGUCUCUCUCUCGCGCGGCUGCGAGAGAGACAGAACGGUCCCAUUGAUCUCCGCCUGUGUCUCGGAAAGAGAGACACACACCGCUCUCGCGCGAGAUCUCACCGCGCGCGUGCGCGCGCGCGCAUCCAGCACGAUCAUCGUCAUCGCCAGAGCGGAGUCAUCGGAAUCACCGGAGGCCCAGGCGGCACAGUCCGGAGGGGUUGCGCGCACGAGUCGCAGCUGGAGGUUGUCAUCGCGAGAGCCCCUUGCCUCACAGUCCACGAGCAAGCAAGACGAUUCUCUCCGCUGUGUGUCGUUCACUGGUGCGACCGGGAUAUUUCUCACCCGGUAUACCAUCCCGCCUCGCCGGAGUGCGGAGGAGACUGCUGAGACACCGAGCUGCGUUUUCGCAUCUUUCGGGCACACCCGUUGUACACGAAGGCAGCCGAAAGACCAGCGCUCGCGGCGGCGGCGGCGGAUCUCGCUCGGCGGAUCGGCGAAAGCGCGUCAAAGGCUCAAAGAAGCGACUCGCGACGAACGCGUUUGGCUUGGCUUUGGCUUGGCUUGGCUUGGCGGCGCGAUCUUCGAUUGUCGGCAGCUCGAGUCGUGAUCGCAGAGUGAUAUAAAGGCGGAAGAACACCCGGACGAUUCUCCACUGUGUGACCCUGUUACCCGAUCGAGAAGGUGGCGAGAUUCGGCGAAGGCGGUUUGGUGACAUUUUCGACGAGAGAGAGAGAGAGAGAGAGAGAAGAGAACGAGUGUAUGUGCGUGUGUGUGUGCUCGCGCGUGGGAGCAAGGGAGAGAGACAGAGAGAGAGAGAGAGAGAAAGAGAGAGCGUCGCGACGAGAGGCGUCGAUGGGGUUCAAGGAGAGCGAGGGAGACGCUCGUUAAGACGCCUCUAAUAAUAGCGACGCGCUCGCGAGUGUACCAAGCGGUCUAUAAAUACGAUCUCUGCCCCGUGGAAACACGAGCCCGUGGAUUUCACGGUGCAACCUGUGCCGCGUGAAAGAGGAGCGGAGUCGACGACGACGACGACGACGCGCUCGAUGCCGCGAUCGGGUCUCGCGCGGGUGUGUGAAUCGGCGAUCGCAAAUUCGUCCGGCGAAAGUGCUCCUCGCAACGAGGGACAGUGAUAUAACACAAUUCGCGCAGCGGCCGAGCGCGCGAGAGAGACGAGAGAGAGACGAGAGGGAGAGAGAGAGAAAGAGAGAGAGAGAGAGAGAGAGAGCGCCCGGCCCGCUGGCGAGAUUCGUGCCAAGGCGGAGGAGAAUCAACGGAGACAAGAUCUCGCCCGUCGCGCUGUGAUCGCCGAGGUUAAACCGAUAUUCUUGCCGCGGCGAGAACGAUCGAGUCGCGCUCAAGUUCGAACAGCCGGCAAGCGAAGCGUGUCCUUCCUCUUCUCUCUCUCUCGUAGGAUGUAACCAGGUCCGUGUCAGGACGCAGACAGACGGCCAGAGAUCCGACGCGCAGCGAGAACCCGCGCGACUCGGAGACGCUUGUUCUCCCGAGUGCUCCCCGACGAGAGAAAGAGAGCUUCGUGUUCCCCGAGUUUCUCGCGCGAGCUACGUUCCCCAUCCUCCGGUCAGCUGGUGCGAUACAGAAAUACCACGCGCGUGCCUCCGCUUGCGGAUGACAACAGUGGCCGAGGAUCGUCGAUCUGCCGGCGGAAACACCGCGGCUCGAUAAGGCCGUCUUCGUCGGCGCGUGCAAAGCGACACUCUGUGUCUCUCUCUCUCUCUCUUUCUCUCUCCCUUUCUCUCUCUCCCUCUCUCUCUCUCCCUCUCUCUCUCUUUCUCUCUCUCUCUCUCUCGUAAUCUUCCUCCGCGACUCGUAUUACGCGCUACGCUACGCUACGCAGUGCGGUCCGCGAAUACGUAUCUGAGUAUCUCUUAGAAUUACUCCGACGCAAUUCCUCACGCCGGUGACUGUGUGAUCCCCGCGACGUCGGCGAGUGACGUUCGCGUUACCCGCGUCGGAGCGAGUGCGCUUGCAGAAGAAAGCAGCCGGAAGCUCUCGGAGUCGUUAGCGUUGUUGUCGUCUCUCACGAGAACCUCGUGACGCCACGUGUCAUCCUCGUGCUCGAAACAACCUCGUCCUCGUAAAGCCCGGGCGAGCGAGGAUAACAGCGGCCUCCCAAACGAAAGCGUCACUUGCUUUUACAGCCUCCUCCCAUAAAAAGGAAAAGAAUUGGGUGCUUGAGGGAAAAAAAAAAAAAAAUACCGCUGACCCAGGUCGUCCUGUCAAAGACGUUUCCGCCGGCAUCGCGUCAAACAUCUCCUACCUAGACCAUGUCGCCGACCGGACACGCCGAGGUGCCUCAGUGAUCCCGCGUGUCGAGGACCCGACAGCGUGGAAAAUGAGCGGCGAGUGAACGGAAGUGGCGGCGGCGGCGGAGGCGGAGGAGAAGAAGAAGAAGAAGAAGAAGAAGAAGAAGAAGAUCCUGCGGAGCAGCGUGGCCGUCGGAGGAUCGAGGUCCCGCGAGCGACCUCACGGUCCAUCCGGUCGCAUAGCCGCAGGGAGGACGAUCGCGUCACCACCACGGUGGAGAGCGGCGGUGGCGUGCGUGGGGUCGUCGUGGACGCCCCCGGAGAUGACGCCAUGAUGGCCUACGGAGGCACCGCUGGCAACGGGGGCGCGAUGGGCCCGUCGUCCGGUGGCGCGGACGUUCUGGGCUCCGCGGGGGACUACAGCCCCCAGAGUACGCCGACGCCCUUGACGGGGCACUCGUCGGGCUCGGUGGAGAACGCCUACACGCCCGGUACGACCGGAGCGGCCAGCUACAGUCCGCAGGACAGCCCGGCGAGCUCCGCCGGCGGCAGCGGCAACGGCCAGCUGCCGAGUUUUGGCUUCACGCAGGAGCAGGUCGCGUGUGUCUGCGAGGCGAUGGUGUCGAAUGUCCAGGUACUCCAGCAGGCAGGCUCCGUGGAGAGGCUCAGCAGAUUCCUCUGGUCUCUGCCGGCGUGCACCAGGUUGCACCGGCAUGAGAGUGUGCUCAAGGCCAAGGCGAUCGUCGCCUUCCACCGGGGUCAAUUCAAGGAGCUCUACAGGAUCCUGGAGAGCCACACCUUCAGCCCGAACAAUCAUCCCAAGUUGCAGGCCCUCUGGCUCAAGGCCCACUACAUCGAGGCUGAGAGGCUACGCGGAAGGCCCCUCGGCGCAGUCGGCAAGUACCGAGUGCGUCGCAAGUUCCCUUUGCCGCGCACGAUCUGGGACGGCGAGGAGACGUCUUACUGCUUCAAGGAGAAGUCCAGGAGCGUCCUGAGGGACUGGUACGCCACCAAUCCGUACCCGUCGCCGCGGGAGAAGCGAGAGUUGGCGGAGAGCACCGGCCUCACCACCACGCAGGUCAGCAACUGGUUCAAAAACCGAAGACAGAGGGACCGCGCCGCCGAGCAUAGUGGCCAGAGGGAGGAUAAGGCCCACGGCGGGGGUCUCGGGGACUCCAGCAGCGAGAGCGGCGACGAGACCAAGCGGCAGUCCAGCCAACAGCAGCAACAGCAGCAACAACAGCCACCGUCUUCCUGCGCUGUUCAACAGCAACAACAGCAGCAACAGAUGGUGGACCACCAGCAAACCUCCGGCAUGUACCAGCUUCCGCCUCCGGUCUCGGUGUCGAGUCCGCACUCGUAUCACCAGGGUCACGGCUCGAGCCUGAGCCACCCGCACAUGCAGCACCACGACACGAGCAGCGAAAGCGGCGACGAUAAGAGGAACCUCCAUCAUCAGCUGCAGCAUCAUCUUCAGGUCGGCGCUCACGGCACCCACGGUCUGGUCCAUCCCACCGCCACCUUACCACCACCACCGCCCAGUUGCGCCCAGCAGAAGAGUCAGUUGGAUUACAUGCAGUACUACAGUCCGCAGGACUACCUGAUCGGCACGCCGACCUCCGCAGAUCUGCAGAAGUCCUUGCCGCACACGGCGACGUCGAUGCAGAUGGGCGCGAUCGCGCCGUCCAUGGGCGGCUUGAGCCCGAUGGGUCCGUCAACGAUGCUGUCCAACACCAUGCAGGGCGUCAACAGCAUGAACACCAUGUCGAUGAACGGCAUGGGCAUGGGCGCUUACCAGAGCAUGGGCUCGAUGGGGAUGUCCACGACGCACGCGACUUACCACAGCGGCCUCGUGCUGGGCGAGUACCAUUCCUUGUGACCUUGGGCCCCAAGCACUCAGAGCAAGCGAAGCCAGGAGAAGACUUAAUGGAUGCAUCCGGCGAGCGACGCGCGAGACCGAUCGAUCAAGGUACUCGAACGACUUGCUGGCCCGCGGAUCGCCAAGGGAGCUUGUCGUCACCGAGUGGGGGAGAGAUGAGAAACGAUUCGUCGAUAUUAUUCGCGGGACUAGUUUGGGAUUUUGGUGCGAAAUUAGCGAGACGGCGAAACCGUUCAAGGACGAUCAAGCGGGAAAUCGCGCGACUGCGACGAACGGUGUGUGUCUCACAGACUCGGCCCGGUGCCACGAUAACGCGGCUUUCCUCGAAAUCAAAAGCAUCUCCUGUGACGCGACAUACCGAUGCUUCCUUUGGCGAUCCGGUGAUAUUCGGAUAAGUGGAGAGGCAAGCUCCCCGUCGGAUCCGCCACGGGACUCUCCUCUCGGUAGGUGUUUCGAAGCGUAUGAUGAGCGUCGAACAGCCGUGUCUGUCAACAAUCUCGUCGCGACCGCCCCAGCAUUCGUAGAGACCUUUCAAUUUCCUAAAGAGAUCACUCGGCAUUCGAAUAGAAAUCCAAUCGUUUUACCAUUGCAGAGGACCGCCGUCAAGAUGAGUUUCUUUUUUUUUCUUUUCUCUUCUUUUCUUUUCUUUUCUUUUCUUUUCUUUCUUUUCUUCUGUUAAUCAUAUUUAACACGUUCACUGCUCGUAGGAUUUUAUUUACCUAUGUUAUAUGCUAACGAAUAAUUUCAUACAAAAUUUGUGCAACCAGCGCGAAAAGAAUAACGGCAAAUUCAAAGGACACCACGGACAAUUUUAUUUCAGGUCUUAACUUACAUGCCGAAACCGCAUGCAAACGUUUGCAAUCAGCGCUGAGAUUUCGUAUUGCCGCGCUUAAAUGCUAAUUCGAGUCACACGCGUAUCGCAAAAGUUCGUGCCGACUCGGAUUCGAGAUACGUGUAGCGAACGUCGUUAAUGCGAAUUUGUUCUUUUCUGUUGGAUUGAGUUUGCUCUGGUUGAUUGAGUAAUACUUUCAAACGGGAUUUUUUCGGUUAUUCGUUCACGCGAGAUUUCACGCGAUUAAUUUCUAGUCAAAAAGUGCUUUCGAUCCAUCUGCGAAAAUUCCUCAGCCGCUUUCCCACGGAAAGCUAACAACUCACCCCGCGAAGAAUCCAUCGAGAAGCGGUGUCAAAGGAUGCCGAGGCGGCGAUGACGUUCCCGAACGAACGAAAUAGCAAAAGACAUAUUAGCAUUUUUCUUUCCCAGUUCGCGGCGAGCCGGGCCAGAACCGGCUUGUGUUUGCCACUACUAUUUCCAUAAAGUAAACAACGAGCGAAAAAUCCCGUCAGCUUUUCUGUCCCGUCAUCGUACUUGGCGCCGUACUCUUUUUUUCCAUUUCCCUGCCCGAGCGGAAUAAAUUGCACGACAAAGCGCGCUAUCUCUUUCUUCUUUCUCCCGUUGUUCUUUUAUUUUCUUUUUUUCUACGCAAAGUACACGCGCAGAGUGCAAGUGAAUGACUGCUCGCUAUACUCUCCCCCAUUUCACAGAUUUGACCCAUUCGCUAAUUAAUUAAUUACCCGUAACCAAUCGUGCUCCUCCUAAAACAUACGCUUUUGUGUUUUUUUUUGUCCUGUAUGUACAUAUGUAGAUAAUAUACACACGCAUUCGGCAUACUAUUAAGUUAAUCUCGUCCUUGUUCGCUGCCUACCGAGAUUUUCCAAAUUUCUAUUAAUAAUUCAGACUUGUACCGACACUUCGAUCGCAUUUUCUUGUUUUCUUUUUUUUUUUUUAUUCAGCUAAAGGAUAUAGUAAUAGCCAGAGAGAAACGUAGUAAUUCUAAAUUACAAUUCUAAAUUGAAGAACCCCCUCACUCUCUCUGUAUUCGCUCACAUUUCGUAGAUAGAUGUGAGAGAAUAAUUAUUAUUUCAAAAAUCAUUAUCGUGUGUGAAUAUCGCUAAUCACGUGAGGAAUAAUUAUUAUCGGCGAAAAAUUUGACACGAAAUUGAUUGAAAAUAGCUUGAUGAGAGAUUGAAAUUCUCGGGUAAUCCCAGUAGACAGUGAACGCUGUCGCAGCAUAAGGUAGCGCGUAAGUUAUCAUUUAUUCGCAGUUCGCAGUCUGUAAAUAAAUAUAUCUAAAAAUAGUGAGUGAGAGAGAGAGAGAGAGAGAGAGAGAGAGAGAGAGAGAGAGAGAGUGUGUGUGUGUACAUGUGUGCGAAAGAGACAGAAUGCAAGGGAAGGAAAAGGAAAGAAAGAUUGCACGCGGGAGUAUAACAAAGAGACAGAAAAGUCGAGGUAACGAGAUGAAUCGCUAUUUUAUUGUUUCUCCGCCGAGGAGAGAAUACUCUUAUUUAUUCGCGUCUUCCUUAUUUUUCUCUUCUUACGACGAAUAGACGAGAUCGCGAGUAUCCGCUAAUCGCAAACACCAAAUGCUAUUUUAUUUGAUCUAAUCGCGGCGUACAACGUGUCAUCGUGUCGCGAGCGACACGCACUGAGGAAUGGAGAUUAUUAUUGAGACCGUGUAGUCGCAUCUUCAUCGAGCGAAUUGGUGGCGCUUACAUUCAUCUCUAAUGUCGACUUUCCACUCCUGGGGUAUCUCGCGCGCGCAGAUGUCUUGAAUAUUCCGUUAGCUGCGACAUUGCCUUGUAGAUUGUUAUCUCGGGUGUCGGAGGAGAGAAAGGAUUUCCCUUACGGGAGAGAGAGGUCCUCGGGACGAAACAGGGUAAGGGGAGAGGAAUGUGAUGUGGAGGGAAAAGGAGAAAGAGAGAGAGAGAGAGAGAGAGAGAGAGAGAGAGAGAGAGAGAGAGAGAGAGAGAGGGAGGGAGGGAUGAUGUGGAAAAUAAUAAAUACCUUUGACCUGUAUGUAUGUGUGUGUAUGUGGCAGAACAGACUACGGCGUUACUUUUAUUUUACAUCUUCCACACUCGUCGCGUAUACUCCGUUGAUCCUCGCAGAAAUAAUUAUGCCCAAAGCUGCAUCGAGAUAUUUAUUCGACACACUCGCAGGUAUCGCAUUGCGCGUAUUACGAUAAAGUAUAUUAACGACUCAUGAAAGACAGAAUCGCUUCUUUUUUUUUUUUUUUCUAGGAAAAUAUCUCUCUCAACGAAGAUAUCGUGCGAGAAGUGAAUACACACACACACACACACACACAUACACGAUAACAAUAGUUCUAUCACUAUGAUACAUACACGUUUUUGUGCUCAUUGUUCUACGACAGAAUCGAGUAUCAUUUUUCUUUUUUCUUUUUCUGUUUUUCCGAAGAAAAUCCAUGUCGGGGUGUUUUUAAUUUAUAUAGAAGCAGUAUUGCGCGUCACAGAACACAGAGAGUCGGUCUUUAGAAGCUCAAACUUAAGCCAAUCUCAUUAGGGGUCGUACGUUUUAUUAAAUUACGUUAGAUGUAAGGAUCGAUCGAAAUCGGCUGUCGAUUGUGUAAAUCACGGAACGAGCCUACUUAGCUUCCAGCCGCUCGGUCUCACGUUCUCAUAGAGUACACGGGAAUAUUUUUACCCGAGUCUUUUCUCUUUAGUUUUUUUUUUACAUUCGAGCAACAAGCACAUUUACUUUUUAUAUUCAUCGCAAUUUAUGAGCAGUUUUUGCGUUUCAGUUCUAUGCGACCAGCGCUGAGGCCAACAUCGUUUUUAUUUCCUCGCGUUUACACACAACCGUGGUGCACAAAAACAAAAGGCAGCUCCCGAGCGAUUGUACGAUUUUUCUUCUUUUUUCCACCUUCCGCGGAAGUGUCGCACACUCUUCUUUAAAUUUCAUCGUUAUUUUCCGCCAUUACUCUCGAGACUCGCGCUCGCUAAGCUUUAGUCGUGAUCUAUGCUUAGAAGAAGAGAAACUAUACUUAAAACAAUUUUGUACGAAACGAACGCUGCGAUUCGACCAAAGCUAAAGAAUUAAUUUUUACGAAUAGUACGUUAAUCGUAACGACUCUUGCACAAAUUAUGCACUCGCACGCAACCCGCGCAUACGAGAAAGAGAGAGAACGAGAGAGAGAAAGCGAGAGAGAGAGGGAGGGGGAGAGAAAAGGAAGGUUAGAAGCAUUGAAGAAGCGAAUGAAUGAAAGGAGAACGCGUCGCAAGGACGAUUAUUAUUAAUGAACAUCAAAUGGGUUCUCUCCGGUUCUCAUUCGUGUGUUUUAGCGGACAAGCCCAACGUUGCACAACUAACUAAGGAAACGAAUUGCCGAAAGAGCGAGACAGUGAGUGUGGAUGCAUGAGCGCGUGUGUGUCAUGUAAGCGGGCGAUUCGUGUGAUAGAGAGAAAGUAUGUGUGUGUGUGUGUGUGUGUGUGUGUGUGUGUGUGUGCGUGUGACGGUGUAUGCGUGUGUGAGAGUGCACGUGAGAGCUAGAAAGAAUGAGAAGAGAGACGACGAAGCGCAAGUAGCUAUAAGAGAUCACGAUGUACGAUCGAACUGUAAUCGAGUAAAGUUGAUGUUAUUUAAAGUAA